AUCCCGUGGAAGGAAUAUUGAUUUUACUGAGCAGGUAAGCUGAGUGUAUAUGUGUUGUUUUAUCUCACAUCAUGUGGUAGCUGGUUGGUGGUCUAUGCUGAUGGAAGUGGCUUGGAGAAGUGAUUGUUGUUCUUUUUCAAGUUCCAUCCAUUGUCCAAUCUAGCUCUUGGAGGUUCAUCAAUGGUUGAAAAUGGCGGAAGCAAGACAAGCCUCAAAGCUUGUAGAAGCCACUCAAGUGGUUCGAUUCUUCUCAAAGGAGAAGAAGAAAUGAGAAAAAGGGUAUAAAUGUUUCUCACCCUCACUUCGUCGCUACUUAAUCUCAGCCGAUGUCACCUUUCUUGAGUCUUCUCUCUACUUUUCAUCUACUUCCUCUUCUCCUACACCUGUCCUUGCCCCUUCACCCUCACCUCUUGUCUUUGAUACUCCUCCUGUGUCUGCUGUGUCACCCGAUCCACCACCUCCGCCUCCACUUCAAGUUUAUCAUCGUCGGCAACGCUCCAACCUUCCCAUUGGACCCUCACCCGACUCUACUUCGGUGCCACCUCCUCCGUCUCCUCCGGCCCAACCACUUGAGUCUGACCUCCCUAUUGCCCUUCGGAAAGGUGAUGCCUUGGCCCACCCUGGUUGGAAACAAGCCUUACUUGAUGAACUGUGUGCUCUUCAGAACAAUGGUACUUGGGAUCUUGUUUCUCUGCCUCCUGGGAAGUCUGUGGUUGGAUGUCGAUGGAUCUUCACAAUCAAGGUUGGUCCUGAUGGCACCAUUGAUCGACUCAAAGCUCGUUUGGUCGCCAAAGGUUAUACUCAAAUUUUUGGAUUAGACUAUAGUGACACUUUCUCUCCUGUUGCCAAGAUGGCCUCUGUCAGAUUAUUCUUAGCCAUGGCUGCUCUUCGUCGUUGGCCUCUCUAUCAACUGGAUGUUAAAAAUGCCUUUCUUCAUGGGGAUUUGCUUGAGGAAAUUUAUAUGGAGCAACCUCCUGGGUUUGUUGCUCAGGGGGAGUCUUCCGGUUUGGUAUGUCGUCUCCGCAAAUCACUUUAUGGUCUUAAGCAGUCUCCAAGGGCAUGGUUUGGUAGAUUCAGUACUGUAGUCCAACAGUUUGGUAUGACUCGAAGCGAAGCUGAUCAUUCGGUCUUUUAUCGACAUUCCACUGCUGGGUGCAUCUACUUGAUAGUGUAUGUUGAUGAUAUUGUUCUCACUGGUAGUGAUCAUCAUGGCAUUUCUCAGAUAAAACAACAUCUUUGCCAUCACUUUCAGACAAAAGACCUUGGUAAACUUAGGUAUUUCUUGGGGAUUGAGGUAGCGCAGUCUACAAAUGGAAUUGUAAUAUCUCAAAGAAAGUAUGCAUUGGAUAUUUUAGAGGAAACUGGGCUAAUGAAUUCCAAGCCCGUUGAUACACCUAUGGAUCCUAAUGCUAAACUUCUACCAAGUCAGGGGGAGCCUUUCUCAGAUCCUGAGAGAUAUAGAAGACUGGUUGGGAAAUUGAAUUAUCUCACGGUAACUCGUCCCGACAUCUCUUUUGCAGUUAGUGUGGUGAGUCAAUUUCUCAAUUCUCCAUGUGCAGGACAUUGGAAUGCAGUCAUCCGCAUUCUGAAGUAUAUCAAAGGUGCUCCAGGAAAAGGUUUAUUAUAUGGCUACAACAAUCAUACCCAGGUUGUGGGAUACUCAGAUGCAGAUUGGGCAGGCUCUCCCUCUGACAGGAGAUCCACCUCAGGUUAUUGUGUCUUUAUUGGCGAUAACUUGAUUUCGUGGAAAAGUAAGAAGCAGAAUGUAGUGGCAAGAUCUAGUGCAGAAGCAGAAUACCGUGCCAUGGCCUCUGCUACGUGUGAGCUUAUUUGGCUCAAACAGUUGCUUAAAGAGCUGAGAUUUGGCGAAGUUUCACAGAUGACUCUCAUAUGUGAUAACCAAGCUGCCCUGCAUAUUGCCUCAAAUCCAGUAUUUCACGAGAGGACCAAACACAUUGAAAUAGAUUGUCACUUCAUUCGUGAGAAGAUUUUAUCUGGGGACAUUACUACUCAGUUUGUUAACUCUACUGAUCAGUUGGCAGAUGUCUUCACCAAAUCAUUACGGGGUCCUAGGAUUGAUUAUAUUUGUAACAAGCUUGGUGCAUAUGAUCUAUAUACACCAGCUUGAGGGGGAGUGUUAGAUAUAAUUUAGUCUUAUGGGCCUAGGCCCACUACUUUGUAUUUAAACACAUCUCUAGAGCACAAUAUACACAAGGAAUAUGUUCUCUUCAUUCACCAUCACUCUCAAUAAGAAACCAAGGCACAAAGGAGAAAGUCCUUUGUGAAGGUUCCCAAGGAAGAGAGUUUCUCCACGGUAUUGGCUCUUG
This is a messenger RNA of Cajanus cajan (pigeon pea), 2327 nucleotides long. RefSeq names its product TatD related DNase. The record is from RefSeq and is a predicted model, not a curated record. Gene Ontology annotation, molecular function: hydrolase activity, acting on ester bonds. Lineage: Eukaryota; Viridiplantae; Streptophyta; Magnoliopsida; Fabales; Fabaceae.